GCUUUGGUACUAAAUAUAUUUCGUGUUCAUUUACCAUCAUUUUUUUUAUGAAACGUUCCAAGUGCCUGUGGAGGUGCUACAAAUGUCUUUAAAAUUCUACAUAAAUUGGAAGUGCCCACGCACAACGGGGUCCGCGGGCGACACAGUUUUAGAGCUGAGGCUGCCAGACUCUGAAACAGACUACCAGAAAACUUGAGGUCAUGUGGAAAUUUUCAUGAUUUCAGAAAAAUGCUAGGUUCGUGGGAGGGGGAUAAGUGCAAAUGUGCAACGUGUAAAUGAUUUUAUUGAAUUCUAUGUAUAUUUCGUGCUAAAUGUUUAUCUGCUGAACGUUUUAUAUCUUAUCUGUUUUCUAAUUCUAUAUUUGUUGGUCGGCGGAAAAGUCAUGGCUUAUGUUCUCUGUACAACACUACCGACGUUAAAUAAAGUUUACUUUACUUUACUUUACAAAGCGUAUAAAUAUUACGGUACAACAACACGAUCCCGAUUCACGACGAGCGGUGGCGCUACUAUCGAAACUCGUGUAGGUAAUGAAGUGAUUGGAUGGGUACUACGCGUCGCUACAACAACCUUUUAUAUGCAGCUCUAGUGACCUUUGGAGUCCAUCUACACAGUACACGACAGACUACUAAAAAUGUCCUCGGCAACGAGAACCAGUGCUUAUCUCAAAAAUAUAUUACAGAAUGGAGUAGGUAGAUAUGUUUGUCAGUUACAGAGAGUAACGUUUCAAUUCUGCAAAAGUAGAGGAGAUAGCAAGGGCAUCAGAGACUUUAUAGAAACACAUCUUGUAGAUUUUGCAAAGCAAAACGCAGGUGUAGCAGUAUACGUGCAACCAAGGCGUCACCGAAGACCUUAUGUUAUUGCAGAAUAUUUGAAUGGCGCUAAAGUAGACUUUUGUGUGCACGAGCAGAAUGCAGAUGAGGUGAGUCGAUGGUUGGAGCAUCUUCGAACCCGCUGCGGAGUGCAAAUACAGAGGCUACGUAAACAGCACCACACAGAUCACCCAAGCAUUCAGGGACAGUGGACUCCUUUUGUGAACCUUCCGACGGAAUUAAACACAACGCAGUUCCCGAGUGAGAAUCUGUCACGUGCCAUACAACGGCAGCCGACUGCAACACAGAAGAUAUUGGACAUGGCAGCGAAACAGCAGGCUGCAUCCGGUGAUCAGGGUUCUGAGAACAAACCAGUGUGAGGCACGGAAAACAUCCAUGAGAGCUUCACCUUGCCACGUGCAAUGAUAGAAAUAAAUAGGAUAGUAAAACAUUACACGUUCUUCUUGGCUAAGCCACAUUGAAGCCCAAUUAGUCUAUCUAAGGCUCCAAGCCGUACAAUUGAUGAAUGCUAGCUUAACUGACACCUUGUGACUUGUGUCGUUUAUAAGUAUACAACCUUAUGGCCAAAUUCAUAUUAGGUUGUCCAAUAUCACUGCUAUUUACUAAUAAAAUGCUCAAUUGAAAUUUUUUAUGCAUUUAUUAGUUGUUUACCAUUCGUAAUUAAAACAGGUUUCCAAACGGGGAAUUUUUGCACGCAUGCCGAGUUCAUACACAUCUUUGCCUCUCCUACCUAAUAGUGCUAUCACGUGAUCAGUGUUUUAUUGUGUAACAUAAACUGUGGGAUGAGGCUGUGUUACAAUAGUGAUAAUUGAAUGAUCAUUAAAUUCGACAUAAGUAGGUGUUUGUAGUGUACAUGCAUAUGUCUAUAAUCUCAACUAAAAUAAAAAUACUUAGGAUAUUUUAUAAUAAAA
Messenger RNA from Priapulus caudatus, 1741 nucleotides. RefSeq names its product 39S ribosomal protein L43, mitochondrial-like. NCBI's taxonomy places the organism in Eukaryota, Metazoa, Priapulida, Priapulimorpha, Priapulimorphida, Priapulidae. Gene Ontology annotation, cellular component: mitochondrial large ribosomal subunit. The transcript has 3 exons. Gene Ontology annotation, molecular function: structural constituent of ribosome. The record is from RefSeq and is a predicted model, not a curated record. The coding region runs from base 632 to 1189 and encodes 185 amino acids. Gene Ontology annotation, biological process: mitochondrial translation.